Apodemus sylvaticus (European woodmouse) is the source of this 1023-nucleotide messenger RNA. RefSeq names its product selenoprotein V (gene Selenov). The transcript is spliced from 5 exons. Gene Ontology annotation, cellular component: cytosol. The record is from RefSeq and is a predicted model, not a curated record. Gene Ontology annotation, biological process: response to selenium ion. Lineage: Eukaryota; Metazoa; Chordata; Mammalia; Rodentia; Muridae.
AUGAAUAACAAGGCGCGAAUCCCCGCUCCCUCCUCAGCCCGGGCAAACACCCAGUCCCGGACACCCGCUCCCACCCGAACCGCGACCCCAGGCAGGGCCUCGGGCCCGGCGCGCAACCCGACUCCCGUCCGAGCCCCGACCCGGGUCCGGACUCCUGCCCACGUCCCUAACCCUGCUCCAAUCCGGUUCCCAACUCCAGCCCCAGCCCCUGCCCCAACCCUAACCCCAGCCCCAACUCCGGCUCCAGUCCCGGCCGCAGCACCGGUGCAGAUUCCAGCACCAGUCCGGCCCUCGAAUCUAGGUCGAGUAUUUCCAACGAUCUCUCCAGCGAGGUUCUUCCCGAGCUUGGCCUCGCCCACCGCGCAGACCAUUUCUUCCGGGGGUGCUAGCUCUCUCGCGAAGGAUCCCACGCUCGCACAAAAGCAGAGACCCUCGAUCCCCAGCCUAGCGGAGGCCGUCCAGGGGCCCCUUCCAGUGCUCACUCCCUCGGACUCCAAGACGCGAGGCUCCUUACCGGACCCCGCCCCUCCCGUAGACGCCUUGGCUUCCACUGCCAUGGCCUCCAGUACAUUGAACCCCAUUCCGCGCCCCAACCCUACACUAGAGUUCUUGGCCUCCCCGCUGAAAGAUACCCCUGAUCUGAGUAGGCUCGCCACCAUUUCCCCAGCACCCAGCUUCGUUUCCAAUAAGGAGGGCCCCUCCACCAGCGAGGACGUCCCACCGGCCAACAGAAUCUUGAUCCGUGUGAUGUACUGUGGUCUCUGAAGCUAUGGCCUCCGGUACAUUAUACUGAAAAGGACCCUGGAGCAUCAGUUUCCAAACCUUCUGGAGUUUGAGGAAGAAAGAGCUACCCAGGUGACGGGGGAGUUUGAAGUGUUUGUGGACGGGAAGCUGAUCCAUUCCAAGAAGAAAGGUGAUGGCUUUGUGGAUGAGUCCAGUCUGAAGAAACUCGUGGGUGCUAUUGAAGAGAUCAAGAAAAGGUAGCAGUAGUGGUGGAGCCGGACGCGAGGGCGGUGCCGUGGA